GCUUGUGUGCGUGCGUGCAUAUGUAAAGCAAUUCCGAUGCCCUGGCACUGAAUGUCACUAAACGCGCCAACCACUCGCAUUGCGUGCGAAAUACCCCGCAACCAUCCACCGCCUCCUCGUCCGUCUUCGUCAGCGCGCCUGUUACGAGUGCCUGUGUGUGUGUGUAAGAGAGAGAGCGAUCGUGCGUGAUUGUGUGCGUGUGCAGAGCGUAAAUCGGCCGCACGUCCAAACAAGCAAACAAGCAGAGAGCGAAAAGAGAGCAUCCAACAGCGGAGCAAGAGGAAGAUGCAGUGCGAGUGAAACGAAAAAACAUCAAAAAAGAAGAAAAAUAAGCCAAAAAAAAUAAAUAAAAAGCACACACAGUAUACGAAUUUUUUGUGCUCUCGCGUGCAACAAUUGAAAUAGAGAAUACGAAAUAGAGAGAGAGUGUGUGAGAGAGAGUGAGAGAGAAGUGCGCAGGGGCAGUGUCUUGUUUGAUUUCUUUGGUCAAUUGUCAUUUUGGUCUGGCCACGCCCACCGAUGCCGAUGCCUAGGCCGCAUCAGCGCAACGCUCACAAAGAUCUAACCAAAAUCCACACAAAAUGGCGAUAAACUCAAGCGCCAGAGAAACGCCCAAGCGACAAGUUUAGAAAACAACAAGAAAAAAACAAGAUAUCAAGCAACAAAAACUAAACCAAAACUCGAACAAAAUUUUAUGCAACGAAACUUUGCCAAAGGCCCAAUAGCAGCAGAGGCGGCCGCAGCAGCAGCAGCCUCAGCAGCAAAGAGCGUCGGCCGAUAGGCGAUAAGCGCCCAAAACGACUUGUGCGGCCGCAAAAGAUACAACAAAAAAACAAAACAAACAGAAAACAAAAUAAAAAACAAAGAAAAGGCUCGCAUUCAACUCGAAACAAGCGCCUAAGAUGUGUUCCCGCAACAUAAAGAUCUCGGUGGUGCUGUUUCUUGUCUUGAUACCCAUAUUCACAGCGUUGCCUCACAAUCACAAUCUAUCGAAACGCAGUAAUUUCUUCGAUCUGGAAUGCAAGGGCAUCUUCAACAAGACCAUGUUCUUCCGCCUGGACCGCAUCUGUGAGGAUUGCUAUCAAUUGUUCCGCGAGACGAGUAUACAUCGACUAUGCAAGAAAGACUGCUUUGAUUCCAAAUGGUUUGGCGAAUGCGUUAAAGUGCUAUUAACACCCACAGAAGAAAUAUCGAAUUUACAGCAUUUCAUAAAAGUAGUAAAUGGCUCGCCCAUAUCAUUCAACAUGGCGCCGGUUACAUAACUCUAAAAGUGCUUGCUUGGGUUACCAAAACACCAACGAACAUCACCAACAACACACACACCUACACACACCCAACACACACCCACACACACUGAGAGAAAUUCAAGAGAAAAGUGGAUAAACACACACACCUGAAGAAUCUGAACAGCAACAAACACAACAACAAUAGCAACUACAACAAGCAGAAGAGAACAAAUUAAAUAUUUAACGCCCAAAUUUAAUUCGUACUUAUUUAUUACUGUAUAUGCUUUACAGUUAUUAACUAUACUAUGUGUUUUUUUAAAAACGAAUUAUUUUAAUUUAUUUAUUGAAACGUUAUGCGUUUGUUCUAAGCGAGGGCAACGGGCAAAGGCAAACACGGGGGGUUAACACACACACACACACAAACACACGCACACACGCACACACACUUGGGAACAGUGAAACAACACACACACACACAUACACACAUAUAUAAGGGGUAUAUAUCUAUAAAUCGGUUUGGGGGAUUUCUUCCCAGUUAGUAUCGACGAACAGACAAACAGACAGACCCCGAAGCCGAAGAAGUAUUUAUUUCUAAGUAUUCUUAGCUUGUUUAUUAUUGCGUUAUCUAUGUAAAAUAAAAGAUACAUUGUUUUUAAUAUACUUAUUUAAUGUAUAAUUUUUUUUUGUAUUGUAUUGUAUGUAAAACAAAGAAGCAAAAAGAAAGAAAACAAA
This is a messenger RNA of Drosophila grimshawi, 1958 nucleotides long. It is a transcript of the gene ITP, whose product is annotated as ion transport peptide-like. Gene Ontology annotation, biological process: circadian rhythm. The record is from RefSeq and is a predicted model, not a curated record. Gene Ontology annotation, molecular function: neuropeptide hormone activity. The transcript has 3 exons. The coding region runs from base 903 to 1262 and encodes 119 amino acids. Lineage: Eukaryota; Metazoa; Arthropoda; Insecta; Diptera; Drosophilidae. Gene Ontology annotation, cellular component: extracellular region.